UGUGUGCGGCUUGGUACGGUCUCCCAGGCUGUGCUGGGACUCAGGAGUGGCAGGAGGAAGAAGGUGUGAGGAGGCCGCAGGAGAAGCACUAUUCCCAGGCUGUCUGGCUGUGUGUGUUUCCCGGACCCUAGAUAGCUCUCUGAACCCUUGUCCUGGAGGACAUGCCGACACAGCGGGACAACACCAUGUCCCAGCCAGUAGAUCAUUCCCACCAGGUCCGGGUCAAGGCGUAUUUUAAAGGAGACAUCAUGAUUACACAUUUUGACCCCAAUAUCAACUAUGACGGGUUGUGCAAUGAGGUACGGGACAUGUGUUCAAUCGAGAAUGAGCAACUCUUUACCAUGAAGUGGAUUGACGAAGAAGGAGAUCCAUGCACUGUCUCCUCCCAACUGGAGCUGGAUGAAGCUUUCAGAUUGUAUGAACUCAAUAAGGAUUCUGAAUUGCUGAUCCACGUGUUUCCAUGUACACCAGACAGGCCUGGAAUGCCUUGCCCCGGAGAGGACAAAUCCAUCUAUCGACGUGGAGCAAGGCGGUGGAGGAAGCUUUACUGUGCAAAUGGUCACACUUUCCAGGCUAAAAGGUUUAAUAGGCGAGCACACUGUGCCAUUUGCACUGAUCGAAUAUGGGGGCUAGGACGUCAGGGCUACAAAUGCAUCAACUGUAAGCUGCUGGUUCAUAAGAAAUGCCACAAGCUUGUUACCAUAGAGUGUGGGCGACACACUAUAACAGAAUCUAUUAUCCCAAUGGACACACCAAGCAUGCACCCAGAACACCACGACCCAGAACUCCCUUACAGGCCUCAAAGCCAGGAUAACCUUGAUCAAGUUGGAGAAGAGAAAGAGGCAAUGAACAGCAGGGAGAGUGGCAAGGCCCACUCCAGUUUGGGCUUGCCGGAUUUUGACCUGCUACGAGUUAUUGGAAGAGGCAGCUAUGCUAAAGUUCUGCUGGUGCGGCUGAAGAAAACAGAACGUAUUUACGCUAUGAAAGUGGUGAAAAAGGAGCUUGUUAAUGACGAUGAGGAUAUUGACUGGGUACAGACAGAGAAACAUGUCUUUGAACAGGCUUCAAACCAUCCUUUCCUUGUAGGACUUCACUCCUGUUUCCAGACCGAGAGCAGACUGUUUUUUGUCAUUGAGUACGUAAACGGUGGCGAUCUAAUGUUUCACAUGCAACGUCAAAGAAAACUUCCAGAGGAACAUGCACGGUUUUAUUCUGCAGAAAUCAGUCUGGCAUUAAACUACCUUCACGAGCGGGGGAUUAUUUAUAGGGAUUUAAAGCUGGACAAUGUCUUAUUGGAUUCUGAAGGGCACAUAAAACUUACUGACUAUGGCAUGUGCAAGGAAGGGCUUAGGCCUGGAGAUACGACCAGCACCUUCUGCGGCACUCCAAAUUACAUUGCACCAGAAAUCCUGCGAGGAGAAGAUUAUGGUUUCAGUGUGGACUGGUGGGCUCUUGGGGUCUUGAUGUUUGAGAUGAUGGCUGGAAGGUCACCGUUCGAUAUUGUUGGGAGCACUGACAAUCCGGACCAAAACACAGAGGAUUUUCUUUUCCAAGUCAUUCUGGAAAAGCAAAUCCGUAUUCCUCGAUCUCUGUCUGUGAAAGCAGCUAGCGUAUUAAAGAGCUUUCUUAACAAAGAACCAAAGGACCGGCUUGGCUGUCAUCCACAGACUGGGUUUGCUGAUAUCCAGGGCCAUCAAUUCUUCCGCAAUGUUGACUGGGACCUUAUGGAGCAAAAACAAGUGGUUCCUCCCUUCAAACCGAACAUAUGCGGAGAAUUUGGAUUAGAUAAUUUUGAUGUACAGUUCACAAACGAACCAGUCCAGCUUACUCCUGAUGAUGAUGAUGUUGUGAGGAAGAUUGACCAAUCGGAGUUUGAAGGUUUUGAAUAUAUCAAUCCUCUUUUGAUGUCUGCUGAAGAAUGUGUAUGAUUCUAUGGCGGUUCCUAGAAGACGUUUUGGCCUAAUCAGUGACGAGGUUAUUCUGCUGAGCAGAUACUUGUGCUUGAAGAUGAUCCAGGAACAACACUGUCUACUAUGUUGUGUCAUGCUGCUGCAUUUAAUAUCUGCUAUUUAAACAUCUGAAUCACUGAAAUAGGACCUGUUAAAUGCCUGGACUAUUUAUGAACUUAACAUGAUUACUGUUUCACCCCAUUCCACAUGAUGGCCUUUUUUUUUUCCGCAUCACUUUAUUAGUAAUGGUAAAACACGGAGCAACAUCUUAAUUUAUGGUGUCUGGAAUGCAUAAAAAAUACUCUUGUACGGGAAAUGGGACACAUGCCAAAAACGUAUAUUUAAACGUGGACCUUUUCUAUUUUAUACCAUGUUUUGUGGUAUACAAGAUGUGAAGGGGAAAUACGUUUAUUGUCGUCGUCCCCCCCUCCCAAUCCUUCUAUAACGUUGUAUACGAGCUACCACUUCUAUGCUAAUAGCCACGUUGUGAGGUUGCCUUUAGGUUCAGUAAUUAGUUUCACUCUCAUUAGUUGGCUGUGCUUAGGUUUUUAAAUAGAGGUUGACUGUGAGCAUCAUGCUAAGUGCUGACAGAUGCCUGUGGCUCCCCUGUCCUUGAAUCAAUGAUGGACAAGUCGUGACAGGGAGCUUUGGAAUAGCACGCUGAACUUGUGUUCCAUUAGACUGACUUAUGCACUGUGAUACUGAUUCUGCAAGUGAAACCCAUGAAACGCAUUGCUUUUGGUACUCACUGUGUUUUUGCGCAGUGUAUUCCUAUUGAAACAUUUAUUCUGCUCCAUAAAAAUAGCACCUGAUUGCUACAGUAUACCCAGGUUUGUAACACUCUUAUUCUGAUUUUAGACAUAUGAAUUGGAACACUGAAGGGUUUAAUCCCUAAACAGUGAAUUUGCGUACAAAAUAAUCCAAAAAUGGGGUAUUGCUGAAUGUGAGAAUUAUUCUAGCUUGACCUCAAUAUUGCAAAUUCUGUUUUGAAUUGACCAGAUCUCACUGUUUAGUGAAUAAACUUUAAUUUAGCAUAACCACUUUUAAAUUAAAAGAGCCUAUUUAACAAUGUAUUUCCGCUAAGCUAUGGAAGUAAGGAUCACUGUAUUGAAGAAGAUUGUACGUCAAAUCUUAUUCAUUAAGAAUCAUGAAAAAAUGAAGCACACACAUAUAUUUAUAAAAUAUAUACACACACUAUAAUGUGUAUGCAGCACAGUGCUUUGUAUGCUAUCUUAGGAAGCACGAAGGGUUAAAUGAAUUUCAGAAAGGUUGUGAAGUGUAUUAUUGUAGAAGCUUUGAGUCUUACUGAAAUUAAAUCUAGUUAAAAGCAGCCAUUCUCGUGCAGUUAACUCCUCCAUAGCCAAUGGGGACCUCUGUUAUUGGAGGGUCAAAAUGCUCAGUACAGUUCUGUACUUGUGCCAAAUGAAAUGGCUUUCUUCUUUUUCAUAUGCCUCAAAGAUUGAAGCUCUGCAGGGACUCUACUUAGAAAUACUUUAAAGUACAUGGAUUCAUAUUUUUUUUUUUUUAAUACAACCACUAUAGUUUUAAAAAAUGAUUUUAUUUAUGGCCUGUCGGAAAUUAUUCCCUGGUACUGUACACAAAAAAAGUACUAUUUCUCUACUGGCUGCUGUUUCCGGAGAAGCCCACGCUUUUCCACUUAAUAUUCCAAUGUCAACCCAUUUUUUGUUCUUUAUUCUCUCUUCGAUUAGCCAGUCGGCAGCACUGACUGUUGUCAGAGUACAAAUCUGGCUGUAUCAGAAUAGUGGGAGUGGGAAUCUGUUGAAAACUGGAAAAAUGCACAUCCCAGAUUUAUACAUUCUGAUCCCUGCCCUUUAAACAUUUUUAUAUAAACUACUGUCUUGACUGGGUUUCUGUUGGACAGAAUUCCGAUCAUGUUAAAAGUGUAUCUUUAUGGAUUUCAUUUUAUUUGUAUUUUUAUAAGGUGUAUAGCUUAGAGUGGAUAGUGGGAAAUGUAACCUAAAUAUCCUUACUUUGCCUGUUGGAGAGAGGGGUGGAGAAUGUGCCCGUCACAGAUGGAUCUAGAUAUCCUAACUGAACAUGAUGGUCGGUGAAGGAGUAAUAAAAUGUUCCCUUCUCCGAUGUACUUUGCUGCCUUAUAACCUGUUAGAUCUGCAGCGGAAGUGUUAAUGAGAUUCCCUAAAUAGUGACACAGUUCAUUGAGGAGUGUGGCAUGCUGAUUAGAAUAAAACAACAUUAAUAAGCAUAUUUAUUUCAUUAUAUUGAUUUUCUUUAAUUUACAAUUAAAUCUACUUCAGCCACCACAAUUCACAAUAGAACAAAAAGCAAACGUUGGCAGACAAGAGGCAGACAAUCAGGGAUUCUGAUUCUUUACCAACCCUGGUGGUUACCCAAUGUAUUAACCAACGUACUAAAAUAAGCCUACAUCUGUUAUAUGGCUUCAUUUCAAUCUGCUGUUGAUACCGGGGAGCCAACACUCUAAUAGAAUAUUAUCAGAAAGCCUGAUUUUACGUUUUUACACGACCCAGAACCCACUCUAAUUUUAGAGAUCUGUGCUCAAGCUUGCUAUUUAAAGGGAUACAAUUAUUGUUUUUGAGAUCCAGCUACCUCUGUGAUUUGUUAAAGGCCCCCAAAGUGACAGAAGGGUUAAUAUCUUCCUUAUGUUGGAAAAACACUACACACAAGAUCUGCAAUGCCCACGUCAUCUGAAUAUAUGAUCCAAGGAUUAAUUUGCACUGAUGGUGGCUUUGCAUCAAUGAGUGGUUGUAUAAUCCAUUGUGUCUUUACUGGGAGAACAUUCUGAAUCUUGACAUUUUAUUACAGAACUCACCUAUUGAUGCCUUCACUGUCAUUCGUUUAAUUUUAUGAACUUAACAUUAUGGAUGUUAAUUUUUUUUUUUUUAUGUAGUUUUACAUUGUGUAUCUUUAUUUUAAAUGUUUUUGUUUUGGUUUUUUUAGGGAUACGUUUUUUUGGUUUUUUUUAUACUUCAUUGCACAAAAUCCUUAAAUUUGUAUGCAUUCAAUGAUUUGUAUGUACUACAUCAUAUGUAUUGUUUUGUUACGUGGACCAGAUUCUCUAAAGGAUGCGUGUGCAUUAUUGGCAUAAAUUACAAUAUGCUUAGACAUCUCUUGGGUGGGUUUAUUCCCUAUAUACUGGAUUGGCUUAAAUUUUACACCAAACUGUACAA
This is a messenger RNA of Pelobates fuscus (common spadefoot toad), 5116 nucleotides long. RefSeq names its product protein kinase C iota (gene PRKCI). NCBI's taxonomy places the organism in Eukaryota, Metazoa, Chordata, Amphibia, Anura, Pelobatidae. Gene Ontology annotation, molecular function: protein binding; diacylglycerol-dependent serine/threonine kinase activity; ATP binding. The record is from RefSeq and is a predicted model, not a curated record. Gene Ontology annotation, cellular component: cytoplasm; nucleus. The coding region runs from base 162 to 1928 and encodes 588 amino acids. Gene Ontology annotation, biological process: protein phosphorylation. The transcript has 18 exons.